AACAAACGUCAACUUGGGUUCCGCAUGACACAUGAGAUCACGCUUGCAGCAGUUCUACAAUUGUGCGGCGAGAAAAACAAACAUAAUAUACAUGUUAAAAAUAGAUUAGAAAUUUUUACAUUAUUUGCUAAAAAAUGUAUUAAAUAUAAUAAAUAAUGGUUGUAAUGCAAAAAACAAAUCGCGUAGGGAAGCGGAGUAAAAUCUUUUCUUCUCUUUUUAUAACCGCGCUAUGUCUUCUUCUCACAUCGAUUUCGUAACCGGAUUCGCGCGAGGCUCGCAAGACAAAGCCGAGGAAGAUUUUAGCCUCUGCUACGCGUAUCCGGUGAUCGAUGACGAUCAGAAAACGAGUGAGGUGCUCACGAGGAGCAAGAGAGCGUCGCGAGUGUCGAACGGCAGAGACUCGUCGGCCGAGGACGGACUUUACGUUUCCGAGAGUCCGUUCACCGACAGGAUCGUCAAGCCUUAUCGACUCGGCGACGUCAAACCGCUGGACUAUGAGUCACGGCCACGUUUUCGCGGGAAACUCGUCGAGAUCGCGGUGCGGGAAGUUCGCGUUUCCCCGCCGCGCGAAGAAAACCAACACGCCGGGACGACGAUCCCCGAGAUCGUCUCGGUCUCCCUGCUUUUCAAGGGGAAGACGAUAUGCACGUCGAACGGGCCGUUCAACCGCAAACUGUACAAAUUGUUGAUCAGACAUUCGGAAUGCUACAAUCUCUCGAUACAGGUGCACGCACGACACGGGGCGUCCAGCGUGCUCCCGUUACUGUUGCCUCGACGUAGCGUCAGAGAUCACAAGGUGGACGUAGAUUUCGCGAUCGGCGACAGCUCGGGUAGGAUGCACGCUGGAACCGUCGUCUGCACUGUCUCCCUGUCGAUGUACGGCAGCAGCGAGGAGCCCGAGGAGAGCAACAGCGCGUUACUCUACAGACCGAGCAACGACCCGAACGAUCCGCAGAACAGUCUCUUCUUGUCGCGACCCCACAAGCGUUCCACCAGCAAGAAAGAUGUCAAGCAUUUUCUGCUGAUAGACCCGGCUCUGGUCUUCAACCUGGCGGACGUCGGCGUGACUCGCAGAGCGCUACCGAGCGAGUCGAAAUCGCCGGACAUCGUCGUGACCGAGCAGUCCGCGUUCUCUCUGCUGGACGUAUCCUUGAAGAAUCUGUUCCAGGCCAGUCGGCCGCUCAGGCCGUCGUCCAGCGGUCGUAGGCAUCAUCCCCCCAUAGGGAAAACGAUUCUCGCCGUCACCAUCGUACGAGGGGUGGAGGUGCCGGUGAGGGAGGAAUCGGCGCUAGUCACUCCUCUGCUAGAGGUGGAAUGGGGCAACGUCGUUCACGCGACCGCAACGGCGGAAGGGCCCGCACCCAUCUGGCAGCAGACCAUACACUUCGAGCUGCCCAGGCAGAACGGCGACCAUUGCGUAAAAUUCCGCCUGUAUGACCAGCACCCCGUCUGGGGUCAGCAGUGGCUGGGCGAGACGAGAAUACCCCUCGAAAGUCACAGGAAUUAUCAGGAACUCGAGCGGUGGAUCGCCCUGUCUCCCCUGUUCAGUCCCGUAUUGUCGUUCGGCUACGUGCAAGCCAGUCCGGGGCGAUCGCACACCCGGAUCUACGUGCUGAUGAAGCUGGAGCAGCCCGGCAACGCCAAGUCCUUGGAAGCUAACGCCCUCGAUACUUUGUUAAAGGGGAUCCAACGCUGCCUGGCGACGCCCUACAAGGUAGCCGGGGUAGAGACUCCCGACGACGCUGCGCGGCUCACCAUGCUUCUGCCGUCCUUGCCGAUGCACUACGGCCCGGUCCCACCGCGCCAGGCCUUAAACGUCAACAAGGUGGAUCACUACGGAAGAGCGGCCUUGCUCGCAACGCUGCUGCAAGCUCUCGGUUUGCAGUCGUACGUAUUGUUAGGUUCCUCACAGAUAAGCCGAUGGACCGCGUUUGUUUUGAGCAUCGACGGAAACGACGUCGUCCUCUGGGAUCCCGAGAUCGGGGAUCGCUAUAAAUUGAGCGACAGUCGCUCUUCGUUGAUCAAAGUAUACCGCCUGAUCAAUCACUCUGGCAUAUGGGAGAACAUGCACAAAUCUAUUCUGCCUCAUAACUUGAGGUACAACGUGGCAAACAGCAAAGACUGGAGGCCACUCGUGCCACCCGUCGCCACAUCGACCAGCAAUCGUUCCGUUCAGACGUUGGAACCAACAGUGAUACAAAUAUCCGAGGAAGAGGCGCAGGAGAAGGAAGGUGCGCCGGAAAUGGAGCAAUACUUGCGAGACAAAUUGUCUGACUGGCGUAGCGCUCUCGGUUUAACGACGAUAUUCAAUCGUCACGCGGUCAGUAUUUUGCGAAGUUUCGUUUCCGACAUUCCGAGCGAUGUGAUGCGCCAGGUAGACAAGAGGGAUCUGAAACAAUUGUACAGAGCUUAUCACACACACGGUUUCCUCCUACACCUGCGUCAGACCUCCCUUGACGAACUGGCGGAGCAAAUAGCUUCUACAAAGGUCCACAGUAUCACGGGCCCCGUUGAAUUUGCUCUCGUUUGCCACACACAGCGAUACGUUGGCAAGACGUGCUCGAUGUGGCUGGCUCUAGCGAUUUUACGAAGUCGCGGUUAAUCGCGACAUUGAAUUGCUUUUCUUUCGCUGAUAAAUUGUCCAUUUCUCCAAGAUAUUUGAAAUUUUUCCAAUUGUAAAAAAAUCAAAUAAUUAAAAUAUUAUUUAAUCACAACACAAAUAAGAAAAACUGUCUCGAAAGAAUAAACGAAUCGUUUAGAAAUUACACGGCUAAAAUACAGCAUGAAUUAAUAAUAAAAAGAAACCAUAGAUGAAAUUAAAUACAUAUAUUUCAAUGGUUCACGUUUCGAAAGCUAUCUGAUCAUUCUCGAUAUUUUCACCUUUCCAUGCAGCACCUUUCCAUCGCGUUACGUCGUGAAAGACUACGAUUUAUUGUACAGCCACUGCCUGAAGUCAUUAAUUUGCGUGCAAUACUGUGUGCUUGCUUUAAAGUAAUUUUAUUAAUUUUAAGAUAUAUACAAUAAAAUAACGCAAAAAAGUCAUUUUAUACAUAAUAUUUGAUCUGGCAAUUAAAUGAUGUUAAUCGAUAAGAAAACUUUGUAAAAGAGCUUGUUGCAAGGACAAAUAAACGUAAAUCGUGAAGAAUUAA
Molecule: messenger RNA, 3149 nt
Organism: Solenopsis invicta (red fire ant)
Lineage: Eukaryota; Metazoa; Arthropoda; Insecta; Hymenoptera; Formicidae
Product: coiled-coil and C2 domain-containing protein 2A
Exons: 3
Coding region: 230-2602 (790 amino acids)
Biological process (GO): protein localization to ciliary transition zone; non-motile cilium assembly
Cellular component (GO): ciliary transition zone
Source: RefSeq, a predicted model, not a curated record